This is a messenger RNA of Rhinichthys klamathensis goyatoka, 2283 nucleotides long. RefSeq names its product inhibin subunit beta B (gene inhbb). Gene Ontology annotation, cellular component: extracellular region. NCBI's taxonomy places the organism in Eukaryota, Metazoa, Chordata, Actinopteri, Cypriniformes, Leuciscidae. The record is from RefSeq and is a predicted model, not a curated record. The coding region runs from base 512 to 1690 and encodes 392 amino acids. Gene Ontology annotation, molecular function: cytokine activity; growth factor activity. Gene Ontology annotation, biological process: SMAD protein signal transduction; BMP signaling pathway. The transcript is spliced from 2 exons.
GGUGCUUUAGUGUCGUGAUUACACGAGAGAAAAGACCAAAGGACAACAUCCCUCCUGAGGCUGAAGAAAUGCGAGAGAACAUACACAAUUCACAACACUAUUACUGAGAGAAGAGGAGCACGAGCACUUGACAUUCGGUGGAAAGACAAACAGUGCAAUUUUUGUCUUCAAACAAGAAAGAGUUUUGACUACACUGAACUUUAAAGGAAUACACGACCAGUAGCCGGUUUGUUUUGAUUCUUCACACAAGUCAAUUUGUCAGUUACCCCGGAGAUGAGGAGUUUUCGCGCUUUUUAACUGGCGUCAAUUAAGACAAUUAUUUUUGCGACUAGCCAUCAUUAUUAAUCAAUGUGUUUAAGUUACCGUGUUUACACUUGCUGUGAACGUUUCUAAAAAAUGACCGCGAGCAUGAUGAUGAAUGGAGAUCUGUCAAAGGAGGUUGUUGGAAGUCACGUUGCAACUCUGUCCUGUUUAUAGAUCAAUUGAAUUAAUGAACUGAUUUGUUUGUUGUAUGGACACGUUAUUUAAGAAAAUGAGUAUUUACAUCCUCUCUCUAACCUGUUUAAUGGCUUGCAUGCUCUCAGUUCAGUGUAGUCUGGGAGCUGAGACAGUAUCGCAGGAGUCUCAGUGUGUCUCUUGUGGACUUGGGCAUUCGGAUGAUUCGGGGCGACUGGACACGGACUUUCUGGAGGCGGUUAAAAGGCACAUAUUGAACCGACUGCAGAUGAGAGAGAGACCAAAUAUCACUCAUCCCAUUCCCAAAGCUGCCAUGGUAACGGCGCUGCGCAAACUUCACGCGGGUAAAGUUAGGGAGGACGGGAGGGUUGAAAUUCCCAACUUAGAUGGACAUGCUGCCUACAACGAGGUGCAAGAAGAAACGUCGGAAAUAAUCAGUUUCGCCGAGUCAGAUGAUGUGACUCCAUCUAAGUCCAGCCUGUACUUCCUCAUCUCCAAUGAGGGGAAUCAGAACCUCUACGUGUUGCAGGCACACCUGUGGCUGUACUUCAAGCUGUUGCCAGGUGCUCAGGAAAAGGGACUGCGACGGAAAGUGACAGUGAGAGUGCACUACUAUGAGCCCGGUGGGCAGAACAUGCACUGGCCCGUGAUGGAAAAACGUGUGGAGUUGAAACGCAGUGGUUGGCACACCUUCCCUGUGUCCGAGGCUGUGAGGGAAAUGCUGGCGAAAGGGGGUCGCCGUCAGGACCUCGACAUCCACUGCGAGGGAUGCGAAGCUGCCAACGUUUUACCCAUCCUGGUGGACCCGAGCGACCCCUCACACAGACCCUUUCUGGUGGUUCGCGCCCAGCAGGCAGAAGGGAAGCACCGCAUCCGAAAGAGAGGCCUGGAGUGUGACGGCAACAAUGGCGGUUUGUGUUGCCGACAGCAGUUUUACAUUGACUUCCGGCUCAUCGGCUGGAACGACUGGAUCAUCGCGCCAGCAGGGUACUAUGGGAACUACUGUGAAGGCAGCUGCCCAGCUUACAUGGCAGGUGUUCCAGGCUCUGCCUCGUCGUUUCACACGGCAGUGGUUAACCAGUACCGCAUGAGAGGCAUGAGUCCUGGAUCGGUCAACUCCUGCUGCAUACCUACCAAACUCAGCACCAUGUCCAUGCUCUACUUCGAUGAUGAGUACAACAUCGUCAAGCGCGACGUGCCUAACAUGAUCGUGGAGGAGUGUGGCUGUGCCUGAACAAAAUCCAUGUUAGGACAUGUUACGAAAGCAGUGACAGUCAUAUUUAUGGUCUUUCUGAACCACAUGCAUAUAGAUUGUGUUAAUAUUUGUGCACUCACAAAGUACAAUCACGCACAUGUGUGUGUGUGCAUCAAGCAGUAGAUCAUCAGAUGUAUGACAGGUGGGUCCUUCUAAUGAACAAAAAGGCUUUGGGAUGAUAAGGGAAAUGGAACAACAACCUGGUUUUUCUCUAGUUUGCCAUUUCCAGACUUAAAAAAAAUGGCUCAAUACUGUCCUCUCCAACUGCAAAAAGGAGACAAACUGGUGUCACACUUUGAUACAAGUACUUAGAAACUGUUUUACAAGCACUGGCAUAUCUCAAUGUCCCUUCUACUUCAGAACACCAGCACUUCAACAGCUUGUUUAAGGCAAUAUGACAAAUCAUUCCAACUGAGGGGGAGAUUUCAAAAUCAGUGCAUGUCAUCGUCCCAGUCGUUCUCAGAGGUAUUCCCUUAGCAAUGACUAGUUGUCUGCGGCAUAGUUAAACCAUUGUGAGGCUUCUACUCAAACUGCAAACACCUCUGGACAAGAUCAUCUUGAAAAUACUUCUG